AUGAGUAGCAAUUUUAUUGAAGAGGAAGCCGAAUUGGAUGAGGAAGAAUUGCAAGAAAACCAACUCCGACGUGAUGAUGAUGAGGAUAGUGAGGAGGAAGAUGAAACAGAAAAUCUUGAUGCCUUCGAAGAAGACGAUUUUAUUGUGAAUGAUGACGAAGUUGAUGAAGGAGAGCAAGUGUCGCCUCCAAUCGAUCAAGAGUCUAACUUACACAAAAGAAAAACCCACCCAUCAAAGAAAAAGAGAAAAUUCAAGAGAUUGAAGAAGGGUGAAGAAAACCUUCUAACCAAAGAAGUCAACGAUCUUGUUCAACAACAACAAGAAGAAAACGAACCAGAAGCUGGAGACAUGGAAGAUGAUUAUGGUGAAGAAGAUGAGGAUGAGGAUGACAGAUUUAUUGACGGAGAUGAUCAAGAGGAUGAUAUUUUCGGUACUGACGAAGAGGAAGAGGACUAUCUUCAACCUGUUGAGGAUGAAGAGGAACGUAAAUAUACUCUCAAAGAUAUAUUUGGAGCCGAUUUAUUAAAGGAAAAGUUUUUAACUGAAGAGGAUGAACUCAUACGAAACGAAGACGUUCCGGAACGAAUCUCGCUUAGACAAGGCAUUAGACUUUUAGAUCCUGAUGAGUUGUACAAUGAAGCAUGUUGGAUUUACUCAAAAGUUUUUCAAAGCGAUGCCGAAUUGCACAUGGAAAGAUAUAGAAAGUACAUUGAAUAUGAUUCCAACAGAUUUGACAAUCUCAAAAAUUUAUUUGUUGAAACUAUUGUCAAGGUUCUUAAGUUUAUUCUCCAAAUGAGAUAUGACAUUCCUUACAUUUCACAAUAUAAGAAAGAAGAGUUUGCCCAUGUCUUACGUACGGAUGAUUAUUGUGAUAGCAUUGAUCUUAUCAAUGACCUUCAAUUGCAUUUUACUUCCAUUCUAAGCGAAGACUCGGAGGUUCAAAUCGGUGAAUACAAAAGACCAAAGAAGAAAGACACAUAUUCUUUGGCUAAGCGUGAGGGAUUAGCGGUAUUAGCAAACAGAAUGGCUCUAUCCUCUCAACAGUAUGCAGAAAACCUUUCAUCUGAGGUUACCAUUCACGAACCUGAGGAUUAUCAGCAAGAUCCUAUCAAGACAGCUGAAGAGUUUAAAACAGCAAUUUUUGAUUCGGCAGAGAGUGUUCUUUCUGCUACUAGACAUUACUGUGCCUAUCAAAUUGCGCACGAACCUAAGAUUCGUGAAAUUGUUCGUUCAAAAUUUGAGAACAAUGCAACCAUCAAAAUCAAGUUAACUAAAAGAGGAAAGGCUCUCAAAUCAGUGGAAGAUACUGAGGACGUAGAAUCAAGCUUCCUUUCUCUAUUUAAAGCACGUGAUAGACGUUCAGAAUAUAUUUUCACUCAGCAAAAUGAUGAAUAUACUACUCACAUUCAUUAUUUGAACGAGGACCCAGAAAUAUAUUUGAGAAUUGUGAAAUAUGAAUCUCUAGGAUUUCUCAAGAUGUCGCUGUAUUUAGAAGAUAGACACUUUGACGACUUAUUCAAACCCAGUGACCUAUAUUUGAGCCAAAAGCAUUCACAACUGGCAACAUCAUGGAAUGAUCACAGGCUUAAGAUCAUUGAAGAAGCAAAAGGCAUUCUAAAUAGAUCCAUCAAUUCUACUGUAAAAAAUAACCUAAAAGCAAAAGCCUGUGAGAAAAUUUGUGAAUUAUGCGAAGACAAGCUUACUCAAAUGUUGAUGGAAGGUCCCUAUGACCUCAAAUCGGAAGUACCAUUCAAUUACAAAGAAUUUAUUGAAGAUGCUAAACCAAGACCAACCAAGUGCAAAGUUUUAAGCUGUAUACCUGGAGGUGAAGAAAAAGAAAGAACAACAUGGGUUAUGUUAGAUGAGAAUGGUAACAUGAUUGAUAAGAAGAUCUGGCCUAUUGGUCAUCCAUUCCAAACUUCAAAAACCAGUGAGCACGAUAAAGAAGUUUUAGAUUCCAUGAAGAGAGACUUGAAAGAUUUAAUUAACGCUCACCAUCCUAAGGUUAUUGCUCUUGCAACUUGUGGAGGUCUUAUCUUUAAGAAAAUUAGAGAGGCCAUUUGUGAUGGAUAUCCUUCAAGGUUAGACUUUCUCAAGGAAGCUCAAAUCGACGUUCAGAUUGUUCCUGAUGACUUGGCAAGAAUCUAUGAAAACUCUGAACGUGGUAACAAAGAAUUUCCCAAUGAGAACAAUGUUGUUAAAAGAGCUAUCUCUGUUGGACGUAGAUUGAGAGAUCCCCUAACAGAGAUUGCUGGCUUUUUUAACAAACAAGAAAUACUAUGCUAUAGAUUUCAUGAUUUACAGGAUGUCAUUCCUAAAGAACAGCUUGUGAGAUCCUUAGAGAAAUCUUUUGUUAGAGUUGUGAAUAGUGUUGGAGUUGAAAUUAACAGAAUCAUCAAUCAUGGUCCACUUCAAUCAGUGCUCAAGUUUGUGAGUGGUCUUGGUCCAAGAAAAGCAGAAAUGAUUUUGAAUAGAAUCAAACAACAACAUGAUGAGCCAUACAUUGUAGAUAGAGAGUCUGCUUCUACUCAACUGCUUGCAGAUCAAAAGAAUGUUGCUCUGAAUUGUUUAGGAUUCUUCAUCAUUCGUAAACCUCCAAACCUUUCAUUUGAAGAUGAUCAAGCUAGACAGUUCAAGAUUAUUGAUGCUACUCGUGUUCACUUGCUCUCUUAUCAUCUUGCUAAAAAGAUUGUGGAAGAUGCCCUUGAAACAGAGAACUUGAAACUUGAAAAGAUUCACAAAAUAUUUAAAAAACCUUCUGUACUCGAUGAACUGGAUUUAGACACCUAUGCCGACGAGCUUGAGAAGAGAGGCUACGGAAAGACUCAUAUUACAUUGAAGGAUAUUAAGGAAGAGCUCAAAUAUCCUUUUAAAGACCCAAGAAAAUCAUUCAAGUCCAUUAAUUCGGAGGACAAGAGAGUAUUUGAGCUUGUUACCAACGAAAAUGAUUCUACUCUUCCUAUUGGAAAACAAGUUUUAGCUACUGUUGUGGGCGUACAAGAUAACAUUGUAUUUUGUAAACUCGAUAAUGGUCUCUAUGGAGUGGUGAUUCGUCCUAACGUCAACGUCGAUUUCUAUAUUGAAAAAUUUCAAGAUUACUUUAAAGUUGGGGAGGAAAGAUACUUUAAGAUCAAGCAACUGGUGUACAGAGAGUUUAAGGUUCAGCUUGCUCCAAUAGCAUCAGAGGCUCCUCUCAACAAACAUAAACAAGAAGCAGAGGCUAACAUCAAGACAGGUGUUUCAUCCAAGAAGCGUUUCCACAGACAAAUCAAUCACGCAGCCUUUAGAGAUUUUGACUAUGCCCAAGCUGUAGAUUUCUUGGCUGAUAAAGCACCAGGUGAAUUAGUCAUCAGACCUAGUAGUAAGGGUUAUGAUCACUUGGCCAUUACAUUCAAGUUUGGAAAUAAUCUCUACAUUAAUUAUGACGUUGAGGAAGAGAAGAAGGGAAAAGACAUUAAUUCUCUUGGAAGUACUCUCAAGGUCAAUGGAAAGACAUUCUCCGAUUUGGAUGAAGUCAUUUAUUAUUGUGUUGAAAAUUUGAUGGAUUAUACAAAUCAAUUGAAAACAAGCAGCAAAUACUUUGAUGGAAACAGAGAUGAGGUUAAAAACAUUCUACGAGAAGAAAAGAAGAAAAAUCCUAAAGUUAUUCCUUACAGAAUUGUCAUGAGCACCUCAAAGCCAGCCAAAUUCUAUUUCUAUUACUUACCUGGCAAACACACAGUGCUAGAAAAGUAUUUCACAGUUACACCGGAUGGCUACUACUACAAUAGCAGACAAUUUAAAGAUACGGUCAAGCUGAUCAACGCGUUCAAGCAUUCGUGUCAAACUUAUGAAGCUAAACAAACCACUCAACCCAAUGCAGGUGGUUGGGAGUAA
Naegleria fowleri is the source of this 3876-nucleotide messenger RNA. RefSeq lists its product as uncharacterized. Lineage: Eukaryota; Heterolobosea; Eutetramitea; Acrasida; Naegleriidae. Bases 1 to 3876 code for a protein of 1291 amino acids. The transcript has 4 exons. The record is from RefSeq and is a predicted model, not a curated record. Gene Ontology annotation, biological process: nucleosome organization; positive regulation of transcription elongation by RNA polymerase II; transcription elongation by RNA polymerase II. Gene Ontology annotation, molecular function: histone binding; nucleic acid binding; nucleosome binding. Gene Ontology annotation, cellular component: transcription elongation factor complex.